GAUAGCAACCAAGAUCAUUACAUUCACUUUGACAUUCAAUUGAAGGAACCGUUAUAACUUCUGAGACUCCUAGUUGAUAAGAAUACAACACAACAAGAACCUUUUAAAAGGCUAUCAAAAUCGAGCCUUUCCUACAAUCAAAAAGAAUAAUAGAUUGAACAUGUUGAUGGAUUUGCUUAUCCCAUUCUCUAUGUUAUAUCUCUCGGUCUGUGCUUAUUUCGUUGGCUGGAUGUCAGGUCGCGUCUCUAAACAUUCGGAAUACCGAUGUCGGGUACGAGCAAAACUUUUCAACGAAAUAUUGAAGGCGCCCCCGGAGAAGCGAUUGAAAAAAAUGCUAGAUAUGUGCUUUUUUCUCGUAGCGGAGGACAGAAGUAGUCUUUUGAGUGAUGAUGUUCUUCCAGAAGUUUAUGAACAUCUCGAGAAUGAAAUGCAUAAGAAUAUGGUUGAGGGAGGGAUAUUGUGGGAUAGGUUACCGUCCGAUUCACGAAAGGACUAUAACACAAUGGUUUCGAAAGUUCAAAGGCACAUUGAGGAUUAUAGAGAAAGGGAGAGAGAAAAGGAGCAAGAGGAUAGAGAAAGGGAGCAAUACAAGCGUGAUUUGGAUGGAAUGGUAUUGAAGAAGGCGGCAGAAGUGAGGGAAAAGGUGGCGGAAGAUAUGGACCUAACGGGAGAUAUUGACCUCGAAAAAGGAGAAGAAAUGAAGCGACGGGAAAUAUCUAUCUUGAGACAGCAACUGAAACGAGAGUUUUUGCUAAGCUUCAUCUUGAAUAAGAGUAUAGAUUAAUAGCGAAAAGCAAUAUAUCUAAUACUCAUUCCUUGAAGUUUGAUAUUUGAUGCAUUACUCAAGCUAGGCGGUUUUUCAUAGUAACAACCCAUUCCAGUGUAUAUUAUCAACAAUAUCUGACUACUAUCAUUCA
Messenger RNA from Botrytis cinerea B05.10, 917 nucleotides. RefSeq lists its product as hypothetical. The transcript has a single exon. NCBI's taxonomy places the organism in Eukaryota, Fungi, Ascomycota, Leotiomycetes, Helotiales, Sclerotiniaceae. The record is from RefSeq and is a predicted model, not a curated record. Bases 161 to 784 code for a protein of 207 amino acids.